Messenger RNA from Sabethes cyaneus, 3896 nucleotides. RefSeq names its product lysine-specific demethylase 4A-like. Lineage: Eukaryota; Metazoa; Arthropoda; Insecta; Diptera; Culicidae. Gene Ontology annotation, cellular component: nucleus. The record is from RefSeq and is a predicted model, not a curated record. The transcript has 5 exons. Bases 328 to 3459 code for a protein of 1043 amino acids. Gene Ontology annotation, molecular function: histone H3K9 demethylase activity; histone H3K36 demethylase activity. Gene Ontology annotation, biological process: chromatin remodeling.
UUUAGAGAAAAAUUGCUCGCGCACGGACCUUUUCCUCGUUUCGUAUAUCAGCCAGCAGUGGAAGAGCUUCUGAGGGAAAGUUUAUUGAAGUGAAAAAAUGGUCGAUAGUGGCCAAAUUCGUUGGCAAAACGUUCGAAAAGUGUAUUGAUGCAGUGAAAUUUAGCGGUGUGAAGUUAAUUUAACCAGGAAGAAUUGGUGUGUAGAAACGGCGUGUAGCGUGCUCCAGUGGCCGAAAACUGUUUGUUGGCAACGGUGUUCAAGUGAUAGUGUAUAAUAUUUCCGACAGAUACUGGAUCAGUUAGUUUCAUUUCGUGAGGACGUAGAAAAAUGGCUGAAGAACCUAAAAUAAAGAUACAAGUGUUUCGCCCAACUUGGGAGGAAUUCAAGGAUUUUCCUAAAUACAUCGAACACAUAGAGUCUCUCGGUGCCCAUCGUGCUGGAUUGGCAAAGAUCAUCCCGCCACCAGAAUGGAAACCGCGCAAAGCCGGCUACGACUUGGACGGUCUAAACCUGACAAUACCAGCCCCGAUUUGUCAAGUCGUUGCGGGUAAACAGGGACUAUACCAGCAGAUCAAUAUUCAAAAGAAUCCACUCACGGUUAAACAGUUUUCCGAAUUAGCCAACACAGAAAGGUAUGCAACUCCGAAGCACUUCGAUUUUGAAGAUCUGGAACGCAAAUAUUGGAAGAAUAUUACUUACGUGGCCCCGAUUUACGGUGCCGAUGUGUGUGGCAGUAUUACCGAUGAUGACUGCAAUGUUUGGAACAUCAAUCGUCUUGGGACGAUACUGGAUUUCGUUAAUCAGGAUUAUGGUAUCUCCAUCGAUGGGGUGAACACGGCUUAUCUGUACUUCGGAAUGUGGAAAACUACCUUUGCAUGGCACACAGAAGACAUGGAUCUGUACUCGAUAAAUUACCUGCAUUUUGGUGCCCCCAAAACGUGGUACGCUGUUCCGCCGGAACAUGGUCGCAAACUGGAGAAGCUAGCUAACAGUUGCUUUCCGGCAAGCUUUCAAACGUGUCCAGCCUAUCUAAGGCACAAGAUGACGCUCAUAAGCCCGCAAAUAUUGAAGCAACACAACAUCCCAUUCGACAAGAUAACGCAGGAGGAGAAUGAAAUCAUGAUCACUUUCCCGUUCGGAUAUCAUGCCGGCUUUAACCAUGGUUUUAAUUGUGCCGAAUCAACUAACUUCGCACUCCAGCGGUGGAUCGAAUACGGCAAACGGGCUACCCAGUGCUAUUGCAGCUCCGACAUGGUAAAGAUCUCUAUGGACACAUUCGUUCAACGCUUUCAACCAGAUAAGUAUGAAGCAUGGAUGAAUGGAACCGACUUUGGGCCACACCCAGAGGAUCCGACGCACAUAGUUGGUCCUCCACCGCGUUUCGCAGACAAUGAGAAAGAUGAAGGUAUCGAAUCUUUCACUGAGGACGGCGAAAAAACGCCUAUGAAGAAAGCCUGCAAUAUGACAGCCAUCAAUAUUCGCAAAAUGUCGUUUAAAGAGAAAAAUCCGGACUUGGAUCUGAACGACAUUCAAAACAAUCCCCAUAUUCCGGACGAUGUGAAGAUGGUCCUUAGUGGAGCACUCACAAUGGCAGUAGGGGAUGAUCCGGAGGAAGAGUUUGAUGAGGAAGAUUCCGGCAAAUCACCCAGCAAAUCUGAUACCACAUCUGACAGCUUCAAAUCUACAUCGUACGAUCCGUUCGAUUCCGACGACGAUGACGAUGACGAUGAAGAAAUUGGUUCCCGAAGUAAACGGCGAAAGAAGAGGAAACGCACCGGAAGCGAUUACGACGAUGAUUGGUAUUCUUCACACGGGAGAACACGCAAAAUUGGUUCUCCUCGGAAGCGGCUUUCGCAGGAACAAAAGGCAGCCAAGGAAGACCGUGAAAAGAAACGAGUAGAACGAAGGGCGAAGUUGGAAGAAAAGCGAAAGCGUCGUGAGGAGGAGAAAAAGAUCCGCGAAGAAUUACGGAAGCGGAAACAGGCGGAGAAAAGAGAGAAAAAAGAACGAGAGCGAAUGGAAAAGAAAGAACAUCGUCAGUCGGAAUUGCAGCGGAAGGCGAUGGAACGAAUAAAAGAUCGGAUGACCAAAGAGAAACGAUCGCCUUCGAAAAAAUCGUCGAAUGGAACAUCCACCUUGAAAAAGAUAAAAAAUCAGCUGAUGAAGGAAUUGCCCCCUCAGUUGAAAAUGUUGGAGCAUCACAAGAAGUUUGAAGGUAAGAUUCCGCAUCUAAAGAAGCCCGGUGCCGAGGAGGUCAAUGGCAAUGGUGAUACCAAUGUGGAAGGUAGCAGCAGCACUAGCAGAAGUGAAACCAAAUCGGUAACGCCUAUUGGCAAACUUACUUUACCGAUUCCAUCAUCAACAACGUUGACUGUGAUAGAUAAACCGGGUUACGGCAUUAAACGGGAACCGAUGAGUAAUGGUGUGGUGAAUGGAAAAUCAACAACGCCACCAAUGAACGACAGUGGACUAGCCAAGAAAAUUAGCAGUAUUCCGCACUUGGUGGUCACGCAAAUCGAUGCUAGUGAAGCUAAAAGUCAUCCCUCGUACAACCGUUCGUCCGUUCCAGCUCACUGCAAUACUGGUAAAAUGACGGAGGGACAGAAACUUCCUCACCGACCAUCAGAAUAUGUUCCUCCUCCAGUCAAAAUUCCCAAACCUCCUACUCCAUUGAAACAGCGAAUGGAUUACAUGAGUGCAUUCAAUGCUUUCAUUGAAACUAAUAAUAAACAACCAACAGCAACUCUGGCACCCAGAAGACCCUUAGUGAAAACUGCGCGAGCGGACAUUUUGCCAAUUUUGGACAGAAAGAUAGAAAAAGUGCCCGAAUUGAAACCAUCGCAUGACCGUCCAUCCGUGGCCGAUAAUCCACUGGCAAACAGCUGUCGAACAUUCGAGACCUCUGCGGGCAGUAUUCAGAUUGUCAUCCGCCAGCAGCCAACACCGGAAGAAGAGGAAAUUAAGCUACACAAUUUACAGCCAGCUGCAGCUUCGAUAAUCGAGAUUCCCCCUAGCAACAACCUACUGAAUCUCCAAUACCAGCCACCGGAUUAUGUACUCCACCCGCCGCAAGUAAUAGAGCAACAACCUUCCCCGCAAAAGCUAGAGGAGCUAACCGAAUCGUCGAUGUCGUUGCAACCGUUCCCAGGAGAAGAACAGUUUCGAUAUUUCGAUAUAGCUGGAAACGAAAUUCCCGGUCCCUACCAGCAGUCGGUCGUCUACGAGAAACCUACCAUUGUUGACAGUAUUCAUACUUCCAAUACCCUGCAGAUGGAAAGUGAAAUCGCUGCGAUGCUGCUAGUAAACGGUAAUCACCGCCAUAACCAACUCAACCAGCAGCAGCAGGUGCAAUCCGCCGCUGUCAUUAGCGCUGUCGGCACCGGCUUCGUUUGGCCGAACAGUAGUAGUAACAAUCAGAACGGUUUUCUGAGUGAACGAAUAGUAGAAUUUAAUCACUAGGACUAGUAGCGUUUUAUCGUUCGUUUUAUCUGUGUCUUUUUUUUUGCAUCCCGGUAAGUUCCACAGCUUCCCCAUCAUCCCACCAGUCGCCCUGAGUCCAGUAGAUAUUCGCUGCGCGUACCGUUCCGAGGAACGGUUUUAUUUUUUAUAGUUUUCGAAAUUUUAAGUAUUAACUAAAUCUUCACUUUAUUUUCGACUCCAUUUCCCUCUUCAGUUCACCUUCUUUUAUAUUAAGUUUUCUUUCGAUGAAAGAAAUUACUAUACAUAAUUAUCGUGAUUAAAAGGACUGAGAAAGAUAAAAGAUGUGUAAAUUAUAAUUCCUAAUUAUAUUGAUUGAUACCGUGAGCUGUAUUUCAGUUCAUGCUGUGUAGAUUAUCGUUUUUUCGGAAAGAAUGUAUGCGUGCUUAAAGUGGAAGUGCCACCUCGCACUGUCUAUU